This is a messenger RNA of Daktulosphaira vitifoliae (grape phylloxera), 1137 nucleotides long. RefSeq names its product zinc finger MYM-type protein 1-like. The coding region runs from base 1 to 1137 and encodes 378 amino acids. The record is from RefSeq and is a predicted model, not a curated record. The transcript has 3 exons. Lineage: Eukaryota; Metazoa; Arthropoda; Insecta; Hemiptera; Phylloxeridae.
AUGACUAAACUUGGAUCAAAAAAUGAACCACAAAUUGAAACACCUGCCAAAAUGUCAUCAUCACAUUCUUCAGUAACUUAUACUGAUGAUCAUGAUAUUUGCAACUUCAUAAAUGCAAAUUUAACAAAUUCUCAAAAAAUUGAAGUUUUAAAGAAGUUAUGGAAGCCGCCAGUAGAAUGUCUAUUUCCUUCAACAAAACUAGAUGGCGCAUUUUGUAAAUUUUGCAUUUUAUUUCAAUCAGUUGAUGGUAACGUUAGAUGGGGUAAUCAUCAGAAGUCUGGUCAGUUGUGCUCCGAAAAAUUUUCAAACUGGAAACACGCCAAAGAAAUCUUCAAUGAUCAUAACAAAAACAAAUAUCAUUUAAAAAACAUGGAGAAAGCAGCACUAGUCAGCCAGAUUAUUAAAGGAAACGCAGAAAAAAUAGAUCUACAACUCGAUAAAAUGAAAAAACAAGAGAUUAUUGAGAACAGGAUAAAUCUAAAACCUAUUAUUGAAACCGUAGUAGUUUGUGGAAGACAAGGUUUAGCUUUAAGGGGUCACGUUAACAGUGAACGAGUAAUAAUUGAAUCGGAGAGUAAAGAAGAUGAAGAUCAGAAUCAAGUAAUUUUCAGAGAGCUGCUGAAACAUAGAGCUACUUGCUAUGAUGAAAACCUAAAAGAAUUUUUGUGUAAGAGUAAGAUCAAUGCUAUGUACACAAGUGCCCGCAUUCAAAAUGAAAUAAUUGACAUAUGCAACGGGUUAAUUCUUGAAAAUUUAAAGUCACAGAUAAAAUCAUCUUUAUAUUUUUCAAUUUUGGUGUACGAAACUGAUGACAUUGCAUACAUUGAACAAAUGUCCAUAUGUAUUCGAUUUAUUGAUUUGCCGGAAUAUACCAUAAAAGAGCUAUUUCUGCAAUUUGUUCCUUUACAAGAUUUAACAAGAAGAGGAAUAGCAACUGCAAUUUUAAAUUUCUUAAAUUCACUAGUAUUAAACUUGAACUUGAUGAGAAGCCAAGGAUACGAUGGAGCCGCAUCAAUGUCUGGUAAAUUUAAUAGUGUUCAGGCAUACAUUCGAGAACUAUAUCCCACAGCUAUAUAUGUUCACUCUACUGCACAUUCUUUGAAUUUGGCUGCGUCCAAUUCAUGUGAUUUUUUCUAA